AUGUGGAAGGGAUCCGGGAUUUGCAUCUCCAGAUUAGGAGCGUGUUCACAAGACACCAAGCCACCAUGCCAAAGCUGUUCCCUGUCAUGCCAGGCUUCUCACCCAACCACAACGAGGAGUGGCCUGGACACGCCGGGGCACAUUGCCGCAAAGGUGGAGGUGCCCCGGGUGGUGUACCCGGCGGACGAGCUGCAGACGCGCAGGCUCCAGCACUUCCUGGCGGAGAUUGGCAAGAACCCGCAGCGAUUGGCGGGGGAAUGGAUUGCUGAGCAUCCUAAAGCCAAAAAGCUGCAAAAGGCCAUUUUGGACACCGACUUUGCCACCGAUGUGGAAGGUUUUGAGAACUGCCUGGAAGGGUCCUUAUGGCGCUUUCUCCUUUUGGCCAUCAUGCCCUACUCCUUUGCAGAGGAGGCCUCGCUCCAGCUGGAUGACGAGUGCUUGGACGAGAGUUGCACUUUGAACGCGCUACAGCUCCGAGGAGCGGCCGCCGCCGUACCUGUGGUGCCAGACAUUGAUGACAUCAUCGAGGAGAGGGGCAACCCUUCGAUGACUCAGCAGGACCCCGACGACGAAGAGGAGGAGGACGACGACGAGGACGAGGAGGACGAGGAGGAUGGCGGGAAGCCUGCCGGACUCGAUGAUCACGAGGAUGAGGAGGAGGAGGAUGGUCCCAAUCCAGAUGAGGCCAGCGACUCUGGAAUUCCUGCCUGGGAGCCACUGCCGGAGGAUGCCAACUGCUCCAAGCCGGACGCGCAGUGCGGUGGUCAGUGGUACUAUGGGCCCACCUGCUGCUGGCAUGGGCACCUUUGCUACCAGGUGAACGAGUACUACUCGCAGUGCGUCACCAAAGACAAGGCGAAGGGUGGACCCUUCAUGCCCUACAAGCCAACCAAAGAGCCCUCCGAUGCGCCGGUCUUCACCUUCUACGUCUACCGCGCCUCCUCUGAAGAGGGAAGUGACUUGCUGGACAACAUCAACGUGGGGAACUUGGCCGGCACCUUGUGGUACCUGCAAAACGAGGUGGUCUUCGUGCGGCCCAGGAAGUUCAACAUCUCCAAGAUCGUCCGCUACAAGAUCUCCACGAAAUCCACAACGCCCUUGUACGACCUGGGCAUGAACUUCGGCGUCCGCUUCGCCUACGACUCCGCGCAGUGCGAUGGCCCAUGGUCCUGCGACCUGAACUACGACCGCUUCGGGUACUUCGUGGGUUGCAACAACCUCGGCUCCUUCCCCUUCCCAACCUAUGACAUUCACUACCCCGGCGCCAAGUGGUAUGCUCUUCCAGGGCCUUGCUCCUCCAAGACCUACCAGGACAAGGAUGCGAAGUGCAUCAAGGAGCAGCCAGGUGGUCGUUGUGAUGGAACACCCACUGGCCAAGGCAACUGCACCUACAGUAUCGAGGUGGUCGGCUCUUUGACCAUCGAUGAGAUCGACGGCAUCAAAGACUACCACGAAUUCAUUCACACAGGAGGCGUCGAGUUCAACAAGACCUUGGACAAGGGCGAGGGGUGCACCUUUUGGAACAACAUGAACGUCACAGCCAAGAACAUUGAGAGGGUUGAGAAGGUGAGGGCCUUGUUUGAGAAGAAGUAUCCCGAUCAGCCCUUGGAUGAGGACAUGGAAGCGCCAGCCUGCGACUUCAACUUCACCGCCUUCUAUGGUAAGGAUCCUUCAUAUCUCACCACCACCGCUGCGCCCACGACGGAGGCCGCAACAACCGAGGCUCCAACCACCACUACCACUGAGGCUGAGACUACGGAGACCGCCACCACGGAGGCUGAGACUACGGAGGCCGAGACAACUGAGGCUGAGACGACUGAGGCUGAGACCACCAAGACAGCUUUGAGCACACCUGCUGGCUGCAAGGAUGCGGAGUUCGGCACCCACUGCUACUCCGCAGUGACCUGGGCCAAGGAGCACGGAUUGAAGCUGCACCCCACCUGGUACCCGGGACUCACCUCGUCCUCCCCCUUCUCGGACUUCCAGGCGCGUGUCCAUCACGUGAACCCCAAGGACUGCCCACUGCCCUGCACCAAAGAUGCGGGAUGUCAUACGGCAGUGGCUGGAGAGCACUGCUACUCUGCUGUGAAGUGGGCUGCUUGGCGCAUAGAUUGA
This is a messenger RNA of Durusdinium trenchii, 2115 nucleotides long. The record is from the annotation of a GenBank genome assembly. Lineage: Eukaryota; Dinophyceae; Suessiales; Symbiodiniaceae.